AUGGGGAGGGCUCAGCUGUGUGGGUCCAUGCUGGGGUAUUUAGGGAAGAGGCACCAGCACUGGGUGCAGGCAGCAGUGACCGUCUCCUACACACUGAAAAUUGCCAGCUCCUGCUUUGGAGGUUUCUCCAAGAUGCUCUUCUGCUGGAAGGGCAGCAUCUACAAGCUGCUGUACAAGGAGUUCAUCGUCUUCGUGGUGCUGUACACCAUGCUCAGCAUCGUCUACUGACAGCUGCUGACCAAGGAGCAGAAGCGCCUCUAUACCAGAGUGGCUCAAUAUUGCAAUUGCUCCAUGGACCUCAUCCCCAUGUCGUUUGUCCUAGGUUUUUAUGUGACCCAGGUCGUGAACUGGUCCCAGUACACCAGCAUCCCCCUGCCCGACUAGCUCAUGUGCAUCAUCUCCAGCAAUGUCCACGGUAAGGUCGAGAGGGGCCGGAUCCUGCAGCAAACCCUCAUCUGCUAUGCCAACCUGUCAGCAGGGCUCAUCCUGCUCUCCAUCAGCACCAGGGUGCUCAAGUGCUUCCCCAACAUGGACCACGUGGUGGAAGCAGGUUUCAUGACACAGGAUGAGUGCAAGAAGCUUGAGAGCCUCCACUCCAACUUCAACAAGUACUGGAUCCCCUGUGUGUGGUUCACCAAUCUGGCUGCCCAGGCCAGGUGGUAUGGACACAUCUGUGAUGACGUGGCCCUCCGCCUGCUCAUGGAUGAGCUGAAUCUCUACUGGGCCAAGUGCAGCAUAUUGUUCCAUUACGACUGGAUCAGCAUCCCCUUGGUGUACACACAGGUGGUGGUCCCUAUUGCUGUCUAUUCCUUCUUUCCCUUCUGCCUCAUCAGGCAGCAGUUCCUGGAGCCACUAGAGCCAGGGCAGGAGGGGAACCCAGACAUGUACAUCCCCUUCUCCACCCUCCUCCAGUUCUUCUUCUAUGCUGGCUGGCUGAAGGCUGCAGAGCAGAUCAUUAACCCCUUUGGAGAAGGUGAUGAUGACUUUGAGACCAACAAGCUGAUAGGCAGGAACCUACAGGUGUCCCUGCUCUUGGUGGAUGACAUGUACCAGAACCUGCCCCCGGUCAUGAAGGACAAAUACUGGAAUGAAUCCACAGCUCAGCCCCCCUACACCAGAGCUACAGCUGCUGAGACCUUGAAGCCUUCCUUCCUGGGCUCCACCUUCGACAUGUGGUGA
Melopsittacus undulatus (budgerigar) is the source of this 1179-nucleotide messenger RNA. RefSeq names its product bestrophin 4 (gene BEST4). Gene Ontology annotation, molecular function: chloride channel activity. Lineage: Eukaryota; Metazoa; Chordata; Aves; Psittaciformes; Psittaculidae. The record is from RefSeq and is a predicted model, not a curated record. The transcript has 9 exons.